Peronospora belbahrii is the source of this 1107-nucleotide messenger RNA. NCBI's taxonomy places the organism in Eukaryota, Oomycota, Peronosporomycetes, Peronosporales, Peronosporaceae. The record is from the annotation of a GenBank genome assembly.
AUGGCUUCUCGACAAUGUCGUGUCAUUCUCUUUAGUAUUGAAACACUCCAAACUAAAUCAAACGCUUCUGCAACGUUUUUUCCGUUCGACACAGAAAAGUUGGCUCGAGCUGAUUUUCUCCUCAUUGCAACAGGCGCAGGCUUUUCUGCCGAUUCUUCAUUGCCAGUUUACACGGACAUCGCCAAAGUAAAAGCGUACGAUGAAAUGGGCGUGGAGUACCAUGAUUUGUGUGAUCCUCACAUGCUGGAGCAGGACGAAGAGGUUUUCUACGGCUUUUGGGGCAGCUGCACUAAUUUGUACAGAGAUACAAAACAUCAUCGAGGAUACGACAUUUUACUCAAGUGGAGAGAUACAAUUCGAGCUAAAGGCACUAAGGAGAACGGUCACCACGUAAAUGAAAAGAGAGUAAAGUUUCAAGCUACUUUUAACCGCUUAAAGCAGUGUAACGCUCUUCCAGCUGGAGUGACGACCAAUACCGUAACCAACGACCCGUUUUUCGUCUACACAUCAAACGUUGACUCGCACUUUAAACGAGAUUUUGACGACAAGGAAGUGUAUGAACUACAUGGUAGUGUGGAGACGUGGCAAUGUGCAGGCGAUGUUGAAACUGGCGCUCGAGAGCCAUGUGGGAGGAUUUGGACGCUGCCUCUUGAUUUUCGCUUUAAUGUUGACGAGGCGACAAUGAGAGCGCCGGGGGCAAAAGUCACGACAUGUUCAGAGUGCGGAGGCAAAGGACGACCAAAUGUGCUCAUGUUCCAUGAUCGCCAAUGGGUUGCAAACGCACUGGAAGAGAACGUCUACAUUGCGUGGGAAUCCGUGAUGGAAGUGAUGCUUAAAGAAGAUCCAAGACUGAAUCUAGUCGUGCUUGAAAUGGGCUGCGGAACACGGGUUCCAUCAGUUCGACGAGAAACCGAGAUGGUUGUUGCGGAUGUGAUUGAGAGCUGCAAUCGUCCCCAAGCAACACUCAUACGAGUCAACCCUGACAAGCCAAGUUGCGACAACCCACUUAUUAUUUUGAACAAUGGGUUCCUCUCCAUUCAAUCGAAAAGCCUAGAAUCGUUAGAGGGUAUUGACCGAGAACUCCGCAAUCUCCAGCAGAAGGUCUAA